Messenger RNA from Heterotrigona itama, 1337 nucleotides. The record is from the annotation of a GenBank genome assembly. NCBI's taxonomy places the organism in Eukaryota, Metazoa, Arthropoda, Insecta, Hymenoptera, Apidae.
AUGCCAACGGUGUUGUCAGCCAAUUCCAGUAUGUACAUACAUAUUACACCAGGUAGUAACAUCAGUUAAUUACGAACCUUCGAAGUACGUACAUGCAUAUUUUUUGACCACUAAGGUAUAGGAAGAUUUUAGUUUUUUUGUCAACCAGGUGUCUCGGGGUAUCGUAUUACAAACUAGGCGCGAGCCAGCAUGCCCUCCCUUGUAGGCUCGCUGGUUGUCGAACGCGUGUCCAAGACCCGGGCGCGUGGCAAGGGGUGCAAUAUCGCGGUUUAUCGCGAUCGUGAACGACUUUUUGGGGGAGGUCGCCGAGAUCGACGCUGGCGAUUGACGACAGCAGUCUCCGACGAACUUGAGGAAAGACGGAGCAUAUUGUAUACGGCAGAUAAAGACGCCCUUGCACAAAGGUAUUUGUUGAAACGUGGAAUUUCAUAAAAAAAAACCUCUACAAAACCGAUUUAUUUUAUAGUGAAAUUAAAGGCAAAUUAAUUAUUUUUUUUUGUUUAGAUAUAGUUUUUAUGAUUUUUAUUUUAUUUUUAGACGUAAGUACUCCCUUAACCCCUUGCCCUAUUUUGACGAGUCUGACUCGUGAUGCAAAUUUUAGGCCAAACUUGAAUAUCACGAGUCUAACACGUAAUCGACAUUUCGGGACAAACAUAAAUAUCACGAGUCGAACUCGUGGUCUUCAUCUCCAACCAAAUAUGAAUGUCUCGAAUGUGAUCUUGUGUCCCAAUGCUGCUGUGUGCAGGCCACGUGUUAUCUGGGAGACAUUUUCCAUGUAUAAAAAAAGGAGCAAAAUUACUAAAAAAGCAAGUAGUUUGCGUGGAAGUGAGAGUAGUGGAAAGGCUUCCAAUGUUUCAAGCUGUCAAAUGAUAGAUAUUGAAAGAAUUACAGACAAUGACGACAGUUCUAAUGACAACAGCGUCAUUGUGCCAGUUCUAAAUCCCGCAAGAAGAUCAAUUAUACUUGACAGUAGUGAAGAAGAAGAUAGCAGACCUGAAUCGAGUGUGUUGAAUGGGAUUGGAAGGAAACUGAUGAACAGAGCAAUAAUUCGGGAAUAUUCCGAGUCUCGUGGUGUAAAAGACCAUGUUUUAAAUCAGUUAGGCGCGAAUCACGGAUUAUUAGAUUUAUUUUUUGCUGUGUUCGACGGAAAUUUGUGGGACAUGUUAGUUACGCAAACAAAUCUUUAUGCGCAACAAAUAAUGAACGACGAGAGAAGAAGGAAAAUGGAUGAUGGUUGGUUUCCAGUUACCCACCAUGAAAUGAUGGCCUAUUAUGCGCUCUGUAUUUUAAUCCUUUCGCUACGAGCGUCGCCUAUAGACAAGAUCCGCGUGACGACC